AUGAAUUCUUUCAAUCAGAAGCCUCUGAAAUACCGAUUACAAAAGCAGCUUGAGAUUCGUCUCAGCUUAUUCAUUGCAGAGCGCAAUCUGCCAUUAUCUGCUUUGGAUCAUUUGAACAAGUGCUUGAAAUCGGUUAAUGAUUCCAAAAUAAUCGCAAAAUUUACAACGAAUAGAAUCAAAGGGCAAACAAUAAUAAAUUCUGUUACCGGUCCACAUAAUUGCAAGUUGAUUUCCGAUAUAACUAAUAAGCAAUACUAUUCUGUUAUUAUCGAUGAAAGCACAGACAUUAGCUUGAACAAAAAUUUAGCAAUUAUUAUAAGGGUCUACCGGGUAAAGUGUCAAGAUCGAUUCCUUGAUUUUGCGCCAGUCAACGACUCGUCAGCUGAGGGUACUUUUAAGGCUUUACUUAAAGUGUUAAACGGUCAUAACGUACCAAUCAAGCAUAUGUUGGGCUUCACAACGGAUAACUGCAGCGGUCACGUUUGCCACGGUCUAAACUUGUCGUCUGAAGCAGCUGCUGCGACACUUCCGACAGGAAUUGAGAAGCUUGUUCGUGAUAUUAAUAAACACUUCUCUCACAGCCCAAAUAGGAAAGGUGAUUUUGAGAACUUUCAAACGGAAUUCGGAACCGAACUGCAUGCUAUAAUUGAAAUAUGCCCCAACACGCUGGCUUUCGAGGAAG
Rhagoletis zephyria (snowberry fruit fly) is the source of this 682-nucleotide messenger RNA. RefSeq lists its product as uncharacterized. The record is from RefSeq and is a predicted model, not a curated record. NCBI's taxonomy places the organism in Eukaryota, Metazoa, Arthropoda, Insecta, Diptera, Tephritidae.